Messenger RNA from Hyla sarda, 2369 nucleotides. RefSeq names its product spermatogenesis associated 7 (gene SPATA7). Bases 1 to 2145 code for a protein of 714 amino acids. Lineage: Eukaryota; Metazoa; Chordata; Amphibia; Anura; Hylidae. Gene Ontology annotation, biological process: photoreceptor cell maintenance; protein localization to photoreceptor outer segment; protein localization to photoreceptor connecting cilium. The transcript is spliced from 13 exons. The record is from RefSeq and is a predicted model, not a curated record. Gene Ontology annotation, cellular component: rod photoreceptor outer segment; photoreceptor distal connecting cilium; axoneme.
AUGAGCCCGACUACACCCGAGCGGGUGAGAACGACUACACCGGACACCGAGCGGGUGAGAGCGACUACACCGGGGCCCGAGCGGGUGAGACCGACUACACCGGGGCCCGAGCGGGUGAGACCGACUAUACCGGACACCGAGCGGGUGAGAACGACUAUACCGGGGCCCGAGCGGGUGAGAACGACUACAUCGGGGCCCGAGCGGGUGAGACCGACUACACCGGGGCCCGAGCGGGUGAGAACGACUACACCGGGGCCCGAGCGGGUGAGAACGACUACACCGGGGCCCGAGCGGGUGAGAACGACUACACCGGGGCCCGAGCGGGUGAGAACGACUACACCGGGGCCCGAGCGGGUGAGACCGACUAUACCGGGGCCCGAGCGGGUGAGAACGACUAUACCGGACACCGAGCGGCGGGUGAGACCUGACUACACCGGACACCGAGCGGGUGAGAACGACUACACCGGACACCGAGCGGGUGAGAACGACUACACCGGGGCCCGAGCGGGUGAGAACGACUACACCGGGGCCCGAGCGGGGUCCCGGGCUCCAUCCAUCCCCCGGUGCGGAGUAUCCAGUCCAUUCAGAGGACACCUCAGUACAAAGAGUAACGCUUUCUGCAUCGGCCACAGCAGCCGGCUGAGCGACCAGUACCGGAUCCGGGACAACAUGCUGAUCCACUACAAUAAAAUCCUCUCGGCUAAAGCUGCUGUUGACUGUUCGGUCCCACGGAGUCUGACGAAGAGUAUAAAGUACAGCGACCAACAGAGACGGGAGAAGAUGAAGAAGGAGGUGACCCGGCUGGAGAGGGCGUCACAUUCCGACGCUGCUUCUCGCCCUCGCUCUAGAGACAGCGCGGAUUCCGCAGUACAUAGGAAGGAUCUCUACGGCCCGCACUCUCCUCUCCUCAGACGUUCCCCGUAUUCAGACCCCGGACCCGUCUACUCCCCCAGCUCCUUCAUCUCCUCCCCGAGACGCCUCAGGUCUCCAGCACAUACCGGUGAGGUGUACAGGAGGCACCCCGACCUCUCCAGCCCACACUGCCACCUCAGCAGCACCAACUCUGCCUUCUCCGGUCUCGGCAAGUUUCAGGACAACCAGAUCAAGACGUAUAGCGGAGACCUGCUGGAGAAACACUCCCAUCAUUUCACCAACAAGGAGCGGCCCUUCACCCCCCGCACCCUGAAGACCCAGGCCAAGUCUGCACUAGCCCAAUCCCGGCAUUACACCCCACCCAGGUGGAAGAGGAGGGGAGCGGCGGCCGAGACCCAGACGGAUCUUAGCAGUUUUCGAUGCAGAUCGCGAUCACCGGAGAGAGACUCCUCGCCGAUUAGAGAUGAGGAAUGGAACCUGGAAAAUCUGCAUCUGAGCGAUGAGGACGAUGAGGGGCACGUGGAGCAGAAUCAGCCGCUGAUCUCCAGGUUUUCUUUCAGUGACUUUAAGUCGCCGUCUCCAGCGCUGCAGAAGAUCCAAUCAGGAGAGGAAGAAUUGGCGUAUCUCAAUUUUGUGGCUGACGUGACCAAUGAGAUCCUGACGCUGGGGCUGUACUCGGACAGAGCUCUUGAUCGAGUCUUUCAGCGACACGUGGAAGAAAACCGCCAUCGGUUAGAUGAGAGUAAAAUGCGCCACCUGCUGGACACACUGAGGACGGACUUAGACGUCGCGGAGGAAAGUAACGUGAAGUCACCUGCGCGUUCUCCUUGGGUGGGGGAUACAAACGGCAGCGCCCGGGAGGCCAUGUCUUAUCGUGACCGCCGUCUGCACAUGGACUCUCCGCCAUUCAAUGACUCCCUCACUGAAGCGGCUAUAAGAGACUGUGCCCAAACUGAGCAGGAGGAUGGGGGUGAUACCUCCCCCCGGCAGUCACCUGACCAUGACUUGGAUGACAGGGGUCCAGAAGGCGACAGAGGGUCACCUGACCAGGAAGACGAUGACGAUCUGCAGGCGAUGACUGUAACACCUGCGGACGCCUCUGCAGAAGAUCACACCUCAGACGACACCUGCAGCUCCGGAGGUGACUUACCACAAAACAACCAGGACUCAGCGGCUCUCGAGGACCUGGAGCGAAGCUUUUCUGAUGUCGUCCGAGUCUCCAGGGAUGAAGACGUCUCCGAUCCAGGAGCCGAGGAGACGGACGAUUUCUAGAGAAAUAAAAGACCCCGGAGCCUCCGCUUCUAGAUAUUUAUUCACAUACGGGUAAUAACUUAGGGUAAAACUAGAUCUGUUCAUAGAUACAUCUUCUAGGGGAGAUACUGUAACAAACCCUCAGCUGGGUCGGAGUCAGUUAAAGGGGCAUUUCGGCUUUAUACAUCUUAUCCCAUAUCCAAGGGAUAAGGGGAUAAGAUACAUGAUCACAGGGGGUCCCCCCC